Molecule: messenger RNA, 1875 nt
Organism: Camellia sinensis
Lineage: Eukaryota; Viridiplantae; Streptophyta; Magnoliopsida; Ericales; Theaceae
Source: RefSeq, a predicted model, not a curated record
UUCCUUCAACUUUCAGGUCAUGGCUGCUAUUCCAAAGGGUGUUUGAGGCUUUGCUUUCGUAGAUCAUUCCAAGAUUUAUUUCCUAUAGUACAUUCAAUUUCCCAGAAUAGGUAGUCAAUCAGAUUUUCUUGGUAUGAUUCACUGCUUCCACAGUGUGUAUCUCUCUGAUCAGUGUGGAUGGCCAUCCUUAUGCCUUAGUUUUUGAAUGCUCAUCUACAUCAGCCGUUUUCAAUGUUAUUUAGUGCUAAAAAAUGAACGACUACAGUACAUUGGAGCUCACUCUCAGGGAUAUUCUUCGUGUGAUCAGUCCCUUAGAAGAAGACUGGGCAAAACGAUUUCAAUUUAUUAAUGAGCUUCGAGCUGUUGUUGAAUCUGUGGAAAGUCUUAGAGGAGCAACUGUGGAGCCAUAUGGAUCAUUUGUCUCUAAUCUCUUUACACGGUGGGGAGAUCUUGAUCUAUCAAUAGAGUUACCCAAUGGUUCAUUUAUUUCAUCUGCCGGAAAGAAACUCAAGCAGACUUUACUAGGAGAUUUACAAAAAGCUUUAAGGAGGAGAGGUGGAUGGUAUAAAUUGCAGUUUAUCGCCAAUGCAAGAGUUCCCAUUCUAAAGUUCGAGAGCAACUACCUGAACAUCUCCUGUGAUGUCUCAAUCAAUAGUCUGAAUGGUCAAAUGAAGUCCAAAUUAUUGUUUUGGAUCAAUGAGAUUGAUGGGCGUUUCCGUAAUAUGGUUUUAUUGGUCAAGGAAUGGGCCAAAACACAUGGUAUCAAUGAUUCAAAGUCAGGAACUUUAAAUUCAUACUGUCUCAGCAUGCUUAUUAUUUUCCAUUUUCAGACAUGUGUACCUCCACUUUUACCUCCUCUUAAAGAAAUCUACCCAGGAAAUAUAGUUGAUGACCUGAUAGGUGUGAGGGCUGUUGCAGAGAGACAUAUUGAAGAAAUAUGUGCUGAGAAUAUAAACAAGUUUAGAUCGGAUAAGUCCAGAAAAAUAAAUAGAAGUUCUUUAUCUGAGCUUUUCAUUUCAUUCCUCAAAAAAUUUGCUGACAUUAGUUCGAGGGCCUCAGAAAAAGGAAUCUGCCCAUAUACUGGACAAUGGGAACAAAUUGAUGCCAAUAUGAGAUGGCUGCCCAAAACUUAUGCACUAUUUGUUGAGGACCCUUUUGAGCAACCAGUUAACACGGCUAGGACUGUUAGCAUUAGACAUCUAACGAGGAUAUCAGAAGCAUUUCAGGGAACCCACUAUGCACUUACCUCGCGCAAUCAGAGUCACAGUUCUCUCAUUCCGACACUAGUCAGACCACACGUAUCACAAUCUAUUUGGAGAACACCUAAUAACGCUAGUGGCUACAACGCUAGCUACAGUAGGCCGCGUCCUCAGAUGCACAGGGCAGUUCACUCACCCUCACAAGUGCUCCAUCAGUUUCAGAACAUGAGGAUUGAUAGGCGUCCCAGUAAUGUGACCACGCAAAGAAUGGUUAGUAAUGCGUCAAACAGCCAAGGCCAGCGAGCCUGGAGACCAAGAUCUGAUUGGUAAACAGUGUCUAAUGAGCUUUUUGGCUUGCUAUGAUAGAAAAAAACUUACGUUUUUCACAGUUGCUGUUAUUUUGAUUUUGGGAUACUAGUGUGCUGAGCUUCUAUAACAUUUCAUGAUAUAUAAUUGAAUCUUGAUGUCUUGUGAGGUUUGUAAGCCGUGACUGUCAAGAGGUCAAAGCUGCAUCCUGAAAAAUAGAAAUACAUGAACGUGUACAAACACACAACUUGAUAUUUUUAUGUACAUGUUCAAGCAAAUAUUGAAGUUGUAUAAUUCAACAAGUCUUUGAUCCAAUGACUUGUACGUACCUCUUGUUGGUUUUAUUGAAAGUGAUGUUCUUUGUUGAAAA